This is a messenger RNA of Caenorhabditis bovis, 630 nucleotides long. The record is from the annotation of a GenBank genome assembly. NCBI's taxonomy places the organism in Eukaryota, Metazoa, Nematoda, Chromadorea, Rhabditida, Rhabditidae.
AUGCUAGGCCUUGUUCUGUCGACUUUCCUAUUUAUUCAGGUUGCAAAUGGAUUAAAUGUCGAGAGUCCGAAUGACUUAAUGAUGCCAUCUGGCAGCGAUUUCAUCGAUCUGAUCUCGCGAGAUGCUGAGAGCCUGCCGGACCUCGCGGCAUUCGGCGCAAAGCACAUUUCGGGCGGAGCUGGCGAGGGAUCGCAAAAAUUGCUUGAGGAGGAUGACUACCGAGAGAGGCAGGAGGUGAAGAGCGAUUCGGUUCUUCCCGCCUACUGCGAACCACCGAAUCCGUGUCCAGUUGGUUUCACGAAAGAGCAAGGAUGCCUCGAGGACUUUGAGAAUACCGCCGAAUUCUCGCGGGCCUAUCAAGCCCAGCAACAUUGCCUCUGUGAUCAAGAGCACAUGUUCAACUGCGCUGAAAAGGAAGCUGAACAAGUCAGCGAGACACUCCAGAAGCUACUCGAAGAAAAUGGAAUGCACGCAAACACGAUCGCGAAGAAAUUCCAUGAGAAGCGAUCCUCCGACGAGUAUGUGCCUCGACGAAAGAGAUCGGCUCCUCUGGGCCAGCAUAAGAUCAACCCAUACCUUCAAGGCGAACCACUUCGAACCAUGCAAAAGAAGAACGGCAUGACCUGGUAG